Molecule: messenger RNA, 2360 nt
Organism: Fukomys damarensis (Damara mole-rat)
Lineage: Eukaryota; Metazoa; Chordata; Mammalia; Rodentia; Bathyergidae
Gene: Slc1a7
Product: solute carrier family 1 member 7
Exons: 11
Coding region: 55-1566 (503 amino acids)
Biological process (GO): L-glutamate transmembrane transport
Cellular component (GO): plasma membrane
Molecular function (GO): glutamate:sodium symporter activity; L-glutamate transmembrane transporter activity; neutral L-amino acid transmembrane transporter activity
Source: RefSeq, a predicted model, not a curated record
GCAGUGCACUGAAGACAGGAGAUCAGUUACUUCCAGUUCCCUGGAGAGCUCUUGAUGAGGAUGCUGAAGAUGCUGAUCCUGCCGCUGGUGGUCUCCAGCCUGAUGUCUGGCCUCGCCUCGCUGGAUGCCAAGACCGCCAGCCGGCUGGGCAUCCUCACUGUGGCGUACUACUUGUGGACCACUUUCCUGGCUGUCGUCGUGGGCAUCGUCAUGGUUACCAUGAUCCACCCAGGAGGUGCAGCCCAGAAGGAGACUAUGGAGCAGAGCGGGAAGCCUGUCAUGAGCUCAGCCGAUGCCCUGCUGGACCUCAUCAGGAACAUGUUCCCAGCCAAUCUGGUGGAAGCCACAUUCAAACAGCACCGCACGAAGAUCGUCCCAGUUGUCAGGUCCCCCAAGGUGGCCCCAGAGGAGGCCCCUCCUCAGCACAUCCUCGUCUACGGGAUCCAGGAAGAGAACGGCUCUCGUGUGCAGAACUUCACACUGGACCUGACCCCACCACCUGAGGUCAUCUACAAGUCCGAGCCUGACACCAGUGAUGGCAUGAACGUGCUGGGCAUUGUCAUCUUCUCCGCUACCAUGGGCAUCAUGCUGGGGCGCAUGGGUGACAGUGGAGCCCCCCUGGUCAGCUUCUGCCAGUGUCUCAAUGAGUCCGUUAUGAAGAUUGUGGCAGUGGCUGUAUGGUACUUCCCCCUCGGCAUUGUAUUCCUCAUUGCUGGCAAGAUCCUGGAGAUGGAUGACCCCAAGGUGAUUGGAAAGAAGCUGGGCUCGUAUGCCAUCACCGUGGUGUGCGGACUUGUGAUCCACGGCCUCUUCAUCCUGCCCCUGCUCUACUUCUUCAUCACCAAGAAGAACCCCAUCGUCUUCAUCCGUGGUGUCCUCCAGGCCCUGCUCAUUGCACUGGCCACCUCCUCCAGCUCAGCCACACUACCCAUCACCUUCAAGUGCCUGCUGGAAAACAACCACAUCGACCGGCGCAUUGCCCGCUUUGUGCUGCCCGUGGGUGCCACCAUCAACAUGGAUGGCACCGCACUCUACGAGGCUGUGGCUGCCAUCUUCAUCGCCCAGGUCAACAACCACGAGCUGGACUUUGGCCAGAUCAUCACCAUCAGCAUCACAGCUACCGCGGCCAGCAUUGGGGCAGCUGGCAUCCCUCAGGCCGGGCUUCUCACCAUGGUCAUCGUGCUCACCUCUGUGGGACUGCCCACGGACGACAUCAACCUCAUCAUUGCCGUGGACUGGGCUCUGGACCGCUUCCGCACCAUGAUUAAUGUGCUGGGUGACGCACUGGCUGCAGGGAUCAUGGCCCACAUCUGCCGGAAGGACUUUGCUCAGGACCCUGGCACUGAGAAGCUGCCACCCUGCGAGACCAAGCCACUGAGCCUUCAGGAGAUCGUGGCGACCCAGCAGAAUGGCUGUGUGAAGAGUGUGGCGGAGGCCUCAGAGCUGACCCUCGGCCCUGCCUGCUCCCACCACGUCCCUGUGCAGGUGGAGCAGGACGACGAGCUGGCUGUGGCCAGCCUGGACCACUGCACCAUCGAGAUCAGCGAGCUGGAGACCAACGUCUGAGCUUGUGGGGCUGCAGUGCAGGUGAGGCCCCCGGGGCCAGGGCAGGAGCUGAACUCCCCUGAGUUCAGAGCAUCUGAGCAGCUGGCAGGCACCAGGCUCAUGCAUUCUGCCUUCUUGGAGGCUGCGAUUAGCUUCAGAGAUGGGAAAUAGGGUUUCAGAGAGAAGGGGGUGCAUGCAGGAGCCCCACCUAGAGGGUGAUAACCUGCUGAGCCCAAACCCUACCUGUGAGCCGCUACCCUGCGGGUCCAUGGUGCCAGGUGGGGAUUGUGGUCCCCAUUUUCUGGAUCACAGAUUUGAGGUUCUGAGCACUUAACCACAGUCUUGAAAAAGCAAUGUCAGGGCUAGGAUACUGACUGAAGUGUUUUGAGCCCUGGCUACUCCCUCCUAGGACAGAGUGGCCUGCAGGGCCAGAUGCUGAAGGGCUCCGCAGCCACCAUCCCUUCUCCCUUAUGAGGAUGGACUGACAAGCGGUGUCCCCCACCUCACCCCAUAGCAUUUGGCCUCAGCCAAACAGCUGUCCCCAUGGGGAGCCUAUCCUGGGCUGAGACCUGCUUACUGCCUUUAAUGUGUCACAGCCUGCCCCGUCCCCGCCCACCAGCUGAGUCUGAUAUGGGGAUGGACAUCUUCACUAGGGACCCUGGAAGAGCCUGGUGGGGAUAUCCAGGCCAGCUUCCUGUGGACAGGUAGGCAGGGCCCUGUGGCACCCUGGGGUCAGAACUCCCCAAAGGCCCACGUGACAAUGGAGUAGGUGUUCCUAUCCCUUUCUGUGUUUGCAAACUCAGUGAUAGCGAAAU